UGAAGCUGUGGUGACUUAAUGGGUAACAAUAUUAAAACGAUAGGUAUGAAUUAAUCAGAUACAGACAACAGCCAUGUAAAGGGUUAACUCUAAUCCAGGAAGUGAAAAGCACACAGCAGUAUCAGUUGGGGAGGAGCCUCCCAACAUGACUUUGCUGAAGCGAAACUGAAGUAGAGAGACAUACAGACUAUUUUGGACAGGACAGGGAACAAACUUUAUAAACAGCUAGACGCUGAGACUCCUAUAUCUGUGGCACCACAAACAGAAAGAACCUUAUCCACACACGCAUGCAGAUAUGGCCACCUCCAGCAGUCUCCUGUCUGAAGAGCAGUUCCUGUGCUCUGUCUGUCUGGAUGUGUUCACUGAGCCAGUCUCUAUUCCAUGUGGACACAACUACUGCAAGGCCUGUAUCAGUGGAUACUGGGAUACCAGUGACCUGUGCCAGUGUCCAAUGUGUAAGGAGAAAUUUGACAGGAGGCCUGAGCUUCGCAUCAAUACUUUCAUUUCUGAGAUGGUUGCUCAGUUCAGGAAGUCUGUUCAGUGGAAAGUUACCAGCAGUCCAGGACAACGCACAGCCAAACCAGGAGAAGUGUCCUGUGACUUCUGCACUGGGAUGAAGCUCAAGGCCCUGAAGUCCUGUGUGGUGUGUCAGACCUCUUACUGUGAGACUCACCUGGAGCCUCAUCAGAGAGUCCCAGCCUUAAAGAGACACAAGCUGAUCAACCCUGUGGAGAACCUGGAAGACAGGAUGUGUAAGAAGCACGAGAGACUCCUGGAGCUGUUCUGUAGGACUGACCAGACUUGUCUUUGUGUCUUGUGCUUGAAAACAGACCACAUGACUCAUGACACUGUCCCUCUAGAGGAAGAGUAUGGAGAGAAGAUGGCUCAACUGGGGAAAAUGAUGGCAGAGGUAGAACAGAAGAUGCAUACAUAUUUUAGGAAGGUUCAGGAGAUCAAACAUUCAGUAGAUCUCAGCAAGAGAGAAGCAGAGAGGGAGAUAUCAGACAGUGUACAGGUCUUCACUGCUCUGGUUCGCUCCAUUGAGAGAAGCCAGACUGAGCUCAUUGAGGUGAUUGAGGAGAAGCAGAAAGCAGCAGAGAGGCAGGCUGAAGGGCUCAUUAAGGACCUGGAGCAGGAAAUCACUGAGCUACAGAGGAGAAGCACUGAACUGGAGCAGCUCUCACACACUGAGGACCACCUCCACCUCCUACAGAACUUACCAUCCCUCUGCACCCCUCCACCCACCAAGGACUGGUCUGAGAUCAGUGUUCACAGUGAUAUGUGUGUGGGGACUGUGAGGAGAGCUGUGUCUCAAGUGGAGGAGACUAUUUUAAGUGAAGUGAAGAUGUUGUGUGAUGCUGAGUUGAAGAAGAUUCAGCAGUAUGCAGUAGAUGUGACUCUGGACCCUGAUACAGCACAUCGUGGUCUCAUCAUGUCUGAGGAUGGGAAACAGGUGAAACAUGGAGAUACAAAACAACAUCUCCCAGACAAGCCAGUUAGGUUUUCCUGUCUCUGUAUCUUGGGAAAGGAGGGUUUCUCUUCAGGUAGAUUUUACUAUGAGGUGACAGUUAAGGGGAAGACUGACUGGGAUUUAGGAGUGGCCAGAGAGUCCAUCAACAGGAACAGGAAUAUCACACUGAGCGCUAAGAAUGGAUACUGGACUGUCUGGCUGAGGAAUGGAGACCAGUACAAGGCUCUUUCUAGCCCCAGUGUCCUGCUCCAACUGAGAGAGAAGCCCCAGAAGGUGGGGGUGUUUGUGGAUUAUGAGGAGGGUCAGGUCUCCUUCUAUAAUGUGGAGGCCAGGUCUCAUAUCUACUCUUUCACUGGCUGCACCUUCACUGAGAAACUAUAUCCAUUCUUCAGUCCAUGUCUUAAUGAUGGUGGUAAAAACUCUGCCCCUCUGAUCAUCUCUCCUGUCAAUCAGACAGAAUGACUUUUAACUUGAAAAUCUACAAAGAUAUGUACAUUUAAUCUGUUGUCCUACAUCACAGAGAACAUUUCACUGUGAUGUUAAUACCGACGUGGUUGUUGUUUGUUAUCAACAGCAUCAUAUCAGUCUGUUAGACAUGAUGAGUAGCCUACGGUAUGCAGCAGCAUUGUAAGAUAUGAAAACAUCUCUCCAGGCUCAUAACGAGGUAUGAUUCAUAUCUGGAAGUUACAUUUCUGGGGAAGUUCUGAUCGUGAGAUAAUAUAACAAUAUGUUUGUUAUUUAGCUCAUGUAUUGUUUGCACUGUAUAUCUCUGUUGAUCCACCUAUAAUAAACUGGGAUGUGCAUGGAGUCACAUUCAGGACUUUAUGAAAAUAAAAUCCAGUUGAAUAUUGA
This is a messenger RNA of Oncorhynchus kisutch (coho salmon), 2323 nucleotides long. Its product is annotated as E3 ubiquitin-protein ligase TRIM21-like. Gene Ontology annotation, molecular function: protein binding; zinc ion binding. The record is from RefSeq and is a predicted model, not a curated record. NCBI's taxonomy places the organism in Eukaryota, Metazoa, Chordata, Actinopteri, Salmoniformes, Salmonidae. Bases 296 to 1933 code for a protein of 545 amino acids. The transcript is spliced from 2 exons.